Molecule: messenger RNA, 1251 nt
Organism: Plasmopara halstedii
Lineage: Eukaryota; Oomycota; Peronosporomycetes; Peronosporales; Peronosporaceae
Exons: 7
Coding region: 1-1251 (416 amino acids)
Source: RefSeq, a predicted model, not a curated record
AUGUCACAUUACGACGAUUCGGGCGAUAGCGCCGAUUAUUUGCACUGCAUUGAUGACUCGAGUGAAGAAGAUUGCGGGUUGAUCGAUGCAUUUCAGCAGUUUGAGGCGCAGGCGGAAAAGCGGACAUUGGAUCUGCUUACGACUACCGAUGAACAACUAUUUGAUAAAUCACAUCCGACAAUUGAAAAAGCUACGAAGACACCAGACUAUCCUGCGUACAUGUACAUGAGCGACCACUUUCGACUUAAGAAACCUCCAAAUUUUCAGCACUGGCAGCAAAAUUUUCAGUACUUGCGGGUUAAAGGAUCGAAUAUGCUGGAAGAAUCGCUGGAUCAUAUUCAGCUGGUGCCGAUGGAAAGAAAGGAAUCAAACAAAGUAUUGGAUUAUGUUAACAAUGUGGAGCUACAAGUGAAAGGCACUGCGUGUUUUAAAAUACCGACGGCUCCUUUCCGUGAGUGUUAUGAAGAGAUCAUCUUAUGUGAUGGGGUGAUGGAAGAACAACUACAACUUGACGAGAAAUCGAAAGAUGAAAAGCCCGAGCAUGGCGGGAUUUCUCUUCAUGCUACACUCGUCGAAGAAGUUUUAGAUUUCUUGACGAUUAAGUUUUUUUCUUCCACGGUAGUUCCAAUGUUGACUUUGCUUUCUCAGACGUUAGUGGAAAAGCAAGACCAGAAUAACCAAGCUGUGCAUGAUAUUAGGGAAUGUACUGAAGGUACGAUGGAAAAGCGAUUAGCCUUUAAACAGACACAACAUCUUGAAUUAGAAGAAGAGGCCGAAGAAGACGCUGAAGAAUCGAGCCAGCAACAAUUACAUGGAGAAGAAAAGUGUAAACGAAUGCGACAGUUUCAAACGUUUAUUAUACAGGAGAAGGAUGGAGAGGUGGCGUUGGCUCACUCUGUUCAGAAGGAAACAUGUGGUUCGAGGCGUGACCGUCAGUUGAUGCCUGGACUUCGUCCUAAGAGAACGAAAGAAGAUUCAAUUGAUAACUUCCGUAAGCAUCAUUUGACCCGAACCAACAGUCGCCGAAUAAAGCAGUUUAGUACUCAUUGCAAACCUCAGUCUGAUAAGCACACUGGUCGGGCUUUGACCGGCGAUAACGUGUGCGAUAAUUUUCGGAUGAAAAAAAUCGCCCAGACUUCCGUCUACACUUCAGGUUUUCCAGACUUACUUUAUCAAGGGCGUAGACGAAAAGAAAGCAGUGAUCGUUGCAAAUUGCCAAGUAUUCCGAGAUCUCAUUCGAAAGCGAUUUGA